AUGACCCUUACGUUCAGCGAGCAGCCCAAUACCUUCCAUCUGUUCUGUUCUGAUCUUUCUUUCUUUCUUUCUUUCUUUCUUUCUUUCUUUCUUUCUUUCUUUCAUGCCCAGACCUUCCUUCUGUUCUGUUCUGUUCUUUCUUUCUUUCUUUCUUUCUUUCUUUCUUUCUUUCAUGCCCAGACCUUCCUUCUGUUCUGUUCUUUCUUUCUUUCUUUCUUUCUUUCUUUCUUUCUUUCUUUCAUGCCCAGACCUUCCUUCUGUUCUUUCUUUCUUUCUUUCUUUCUUUCUUUCUUUCUUUCUUUCCUUUCUUUUUUCUUUUCUGUUCCUUCCUUCUGUUCUUUCUUUCUUUCUUUCUUUCUUUCUUUCUUUCUUUAUUUAUUUAUUUAUUUAUUUAUUGUCCAGACCUUCCUUCUAUUCUGUUCUGUUCUGCUCUAUUUUUCUUUCUUUCUUUUUCUUUCUUUCUUUCUUUCUUUCUUUCUUUCUUUCUUUCUUUCUUUCAUGCCCAGACCUUCCUUCUGUUCUGUUCUUCUUUCUUUCUUUCUUUCUUUCUUUCUUUCUUUCUUUCUUUCUUUCCCAGACCUUUCUUGUCCAGACCUCUUUUCUUUCUUUCUUUCUUUUCUUUCUUUCUUUCUUUCUUUCUUUCUUUCUCAGACUUAUUUUUUGUUGAUUCAUUCUUUCUUCAAGGCUAAUCUCCUUCCUUUACUUUAUUUUUUAGCAAUCUUUCUACUAAUUAUUUUAAGCAUGAUUCUCUCUAUCUCUUCUUUCUUAGCCUUGUCCCUAAACUUCGUUUCCCCUUUUCCUCCUUUCUUUCUUUUCCCUUGGAAUCUGAACGCUUUCUCACUGUGUUCAUAUCUAUCUAUCUAUGUAUCUAUCUAUCUAUCUAUCUAUGGCUGUCAAUGUCUUCAUUAUCUGUCUAUCUAUCUAUCUAUCUAUCUAUCUAUCUAUCUAUCUAUCUAUCUAUCUAUGGCUGUCAGUGUGGUUAUCUAUCUAUCUAUCUAUCUAUCUAUCUAUCUAUCUCUAUCUAUCUAUCUAUGGUUGUCAGUGUGGUUAUCUAUCUAUCUAUCUAUCUAUAGUUGUCAGUGUGGUUAUCUAUCUAUCUAUCUAUCUAUCUAUCUAUGGCUGUCAGUGUGUUCCUUAUCUAUCUAUCUAUCUAUCUAUCUAUCUAUCUAUCUAUGGCUGUCAGUGUGUUCAUUAUCUAUCUAUCUAUCUAUCUAUCUAUCUAUCUAUCUAUCGUUAUCAGUGUGGUCAUCUAUCUAUCUAUCUAUCUAUCUAUCUAUCUAUCUAUCUAUCUAUCUAUCUCUUAACAUGAAUCGAAGGCCAGAUCUGCUAAAUUUUGCUAAAUAG
Messenger RNA from Acanthosepion pharaonis, 1344 nucleotides. NCBI's taxonomy places the organism in Eukaryota, Metazoa, Mollusca, Cephalopoda, Sepiida, Sepiidae. The record is from the annotation of a GenBank genome assembly.